Molecule: messenger RNA, 1913 nt
Organism: Trifolium pratense (red clover)
Lineage: Eukaryota; Viridiplantae; Streptophyta; Magnoliopsida; Fabales; Fabaceae
Product: pentatricopeptide repeat-containing protein At5g61800
Exons: 1
Coding region: 201-1682 (493 amino acids)
Biological process (GO): RNA modification
Molecular function (GO): protein binding; RNA binding
Source: RefSeq, a predicted model, not a curated record
UUGCCCGCGCAGGUUCGAAUCCUGCCGUCCACGCUUUUUCAUUUUUUUUCCUCCCUUUUUCGUUGCACCUUUUGCUUCUUCCUAUAACACCAUAAAUCAUUGAAGAACCAAAGAACACAAUCAUAUAAUAGAAUGAAAUAAUAUAUGAAAUGUAUAACCAUAAAUUCACAUUUACAUCAACAAUAACACAAUAAAUUCAUAUGAGUAUCUUGAAUGUAAUAAAACAAUGCAAAUCAAUCAAACAACUCCACCAAAUCCAUGCUCACAUAAUCACCAUUGGUCUUUUACCACACCACAAACUCGCAAUCUUAAACAACAUAAUUUCCACUUUCACUUCCUUAAUCUCCAAAAACAACAACAAAACAUGUUCCAAUUUAUCUCUAACAACCUAUGCACUUUCCCUCUUCAAUUCAAUUCCAAAUCCAACAACUUUCACUUACAACACUCUCAUCAGAAUCAACACUCUCCUCUCUUCUCCUUACUCUGCCGUCCAAAUCUUUUCAUCUCUCCGCCGUCUUUGUCUUCCUCUUGAUUUUCACACUUACCCUUUAAUCCUCAAAGCCUGUUCUCAAAUCCAUUCAUUGUCUCUUGCUCAGUGUCUUCACUCACAAGUAAUCAAAUUUGGUUUUCUUGCUGAUUUGUUUGUUCUUAACUCGGUUAUCCGUGUUUACUCGGUUAAUGAUCGUGUAAAUGAUGCCCAUAAGGUGUUCUGUGAAUGUUCUUAUAGAGAUGUUGUUUCUUAUAAUGCUAUGAUUGAUGGGUUUGUUAAAAGUUUUCAUCUUGAUCGUGCACGUGAACUGUUCGAUGAAAUGCCUCAAAGGAAUGAAGUUUCUUGGGGGACUAUGAUAGCGGGUUAUAGUCAUGGUAAAUUGUGCCGUGAAGCUAUUCAACUUUUUAAUGAGAUGAUUAGUUUGAAUUUUGUACCGGAUAAUAUAGCAUUGGUUUCGGUUUUAUCAGCUUGUGCUCAGCUAGGGGAACUAGAACAGGGUAGGUUUGUUCAUGAUUACAUAACAAGGAAUGGGAUUCGAGUUGAUUCGUAUUUGACAACUGGGUUGGUGGAUUUAUAUGCAAAAUGUGGUUGUGUUGAGAUUGCAAGGGAAAUAUUUGAGUCAUGCAAAGAUAAAGAUGUGUUUACAUGGAAUGCUAUGCUUGUUGGUUUUGCUAUUCAUGGGGAAGGUUUAAUUUUGUUGGACUAUUUUUCUAGAAUGGUUGCUGAAGGGGUUCAGCCUGAUGGGAUUAGUUUCUUGGGUUUGUUGAUUGGGUGUAGUCAUGCUGGUUUGGUUAGUGAAGCUAGAAAGUUUUUCAAUGAGAUGGAAACUGUGUAUGGUGUUGCUAGAGAAUCUAAGCAUUAUGGGUGCGUGGCUGAUAUGUUGGCAAGGGCUGGGUUGAUUGAUGAAUCAGUGGAGUUGAUAAAAGGGAUGCCAAGUGGGGGUGAUGUGUUUGCAUGGGGUGGUUUGUUAGGUGGGUGUAGGAUACAUGGGAAUGUUGAGAUUGCAAAGCAAGCAGCUCAACAGGUAAUGGAGAUAAAGCCUGAAGAUGGUGGGGUUUAUUCUGUCAUGGCUAAUAUUUAUGCUAACACAGAGCAAUGGGAUGAUUUAGUUAAGAUUAGGAGAUCAUUGGGUGCUAACAGAAGAGCUAAGAAAAUUAUUGCCUCUAGUUUGAUUAGACUCAACAGGAAUUAACAAGAUGCCAAGAUGAUUAUUUCCUUUUGCACUCUUGGUGAUUAUUUAGAUUUAUUUAUUAGUUUUUAUAUUAAUAGUUAAUGAAUUAUUGAGAUUUAAGCAAUCACCUGUAUAUUUAUUUGUUGCAUAUCACCUACACUUUUGUUAAAUUAUUUUCUUGACGUAACGAUGUCAUUUUUAUAUAGUUUAUUUGAUUUGAUGCAAUGGUACAUAGCUCCCUUAUGACACUAA